AUACAUUUAAAUUCUGAAGAGAAGUCUUGUCAUAUUUCUCCAGAACAGUACAGAAGAGCUUCAGAUGGAGAGAUUCAUUAAAAAAUGCAGCAUCUUUGUUUACCUAAGCCUGUGGUUUCUAAGUAGCUACUUUUUACUAUGUUUAUUUCUUGACUCAAAGUGAAAAUGGGAAUUCACCCUUUUCUCUUUUUUUCCUGCCCAAUGUGCAGAUGGGGCACAUUUUCUCUCACUCCAGCCAUCCCAGCCCCCCCACGCACAAGCUUGCAUAGAUGCACCUAGCCAGUGGAAAAGAAAAAAGGGUUACUCAUUAAUCCAUUCUACAAAGCUUUCCAAACUGAAAUGGGUGGGGUCUGCAUCUCCAGCAGGGAGCAAUAUAUAGAUAGGUGCAGAGCAUACCUGGGCACAGCUCAAACUGGAGUGUUAAACUUAGACAGCACAACUUUGCUCCUGGCCUAUUUUAAAACAAAACUCAUCAGGAUGGAGAGGACGAUUAUUUUCUGUAUGCUUUUCUUCUUUUCCAGUACAGUGCUGGCUGCAGCUUCACACAGAGCAGUAAAAUACAGACAGAUUCUCCUGGUAAUUGAAAAGUUAGAACACGCAGUGAAAGAUAAGGAUGUUGAAUGGCUGCAUACACCUGAAAACCCUGUGGAGGGAUGCGUGGACACAGCUCUGAGCUGCUUCAAGAACGGCACACUGCAACUACAACCCUUAAACAGCCAAGUGAACGCUACGUUCACCAAAGCCAUCAGAGUCUUCAGAAAAUACACCAUCAGAAGUCCUGGAAAGCAGUGUGAGUCUUCAUGUGAAUCCUACAAGAAGAAACCCCCCAAAGAGUUUCUGACGAGCUUUGCAAAACUAAUCCAAAAGUUACUCAAGAACGAAUAUAGCACACAACAGAGCUGA
Messenger RNA from Pseudopipra pipra, 903 nucleotides. RefSeq names its product interleukin 21 (gene IL21). Gene Ontology annotation, molecular function: cytokine receptor binding. The coding region runs from base 340 to 903 and encodes 187 amino acids. Gene Ontology annotation, cellular component: extracellular region. NCBI's taxonomy places the organism in Eukaryota, Metazoa, Chordata, Aves, Passeriformes, Pipridae. Gene Ontology annotation, biological process: positive regulation of natural killer cell mediated cytotoxicity; immune response. The transcript has 5 exons. The record is from RefSeq and is a predicted model, not a curated record.